AGAGUCUGAGGACUAUCCAGGGCCUGACUGCCAGCUAGCCAGCCAUGGGCCAGGAUUAUUACUCUGUGCUCGGGAUCACUCGCAAUUCAGAGGAUGCCCAGAUCAAGCAGGCCCCUGAGAAUUAAGUGCCAUUAUUAUCCCACAAGUGCACUAGUAAAUGGUGGAGCCAGUGUUCAGAUAUCAGGCCUCCCAGAGUUGCCAGUCAUGGGCCUAUUCCUGGGCCAGGUCCUGUAGGGGAUCAGUGGCAUAAGUGGAGAGUCUGCGGUGUUGGAGAAAAAAGACACAAACUCAUGAAAGGAUCUGAGAACAAUUCAGGACAGUGUAUGAUGUCACCCACUCUUCGGAGCAUCUCAUUGACCAGAAGGACCCAUCCAGGGAAAGGUACCGCAGACUCGCCCUUAAGCACCACCCGUUGAAGUCAAAUGAGCCGUCUUCAGCAGAGAUUUUCAGGCAAAUAGCAGAGGCCUACGACGUGCUGAGUGACCAAUCUAGACACACAGAGAAGACAGAAUACGGACCCGCCUUUCUCAGUAGAAGCAAGCUGAGGUGGAGGACGUGGGGUGUGGAGCCCAGGAUUACACUGACUCGCUCAUCCUGGCAGGCAGUGUGGGAGCUGGGGCACAUUCCCCACGCAUCCCUAUGCCCUGCGGGGACGGGACCUUCCCCGGGAGAAACAGAGGAAACCAGCAGAGUGAAGAAAGUGUGAUCCCCGCCCCGGCACCCAGGGCCGUCCUGCGGGGCUUUCCCUGGGGGAUUGUCCUGGAGACUAAUCCUGGUUCCUGCGGAAGUGCAGCUAGAAGAUCACUAAGCCAUGAAGAGAGGCAUCUACGACAAGUUUGGAGAAGAGGGCCUGAAGGGUGGGAUUCCUUUGGAGUUUGGAUCCCAGACCCCAUGGACAACUGGUUACGUCUUCCAUGGCAAACCUGAAAAGGUGUUCCACGAGUUCUUUGGUGGAAACAACCCCUUCAGUGAGUUUUUUGAUGCAGAAGGAAGUGAGGUAGAUUUGAACUUUGGGGGGCUCCAGGGCCGAGGGGUCAAGAAGCAGGACCCCCAAGUCGAACGGGAUCUCUACCUGUCCCUGGAGGACUUAUUCUUUGGCUGCACCAAAAAAAUUAAGAUCUCCAGAAGGGUGCUGAACGAGGAUGGGUACUCCUCCACCAUCAAGGACAAGAUCCUGACCAUUGAUGUGAAGCCCGGUUGGAGGCAGGGCACACGCAUCACCUUUGAGAAGGAAGGGGACCAGGGCCCCAACAUCAUCCCAGCAGACAUCAUUUUCAUCGUAAAGGAGAAGCUACACCCUCGCUUCCGCAGGGAGAAUGACAACCUCUUCUUCGUGAACCCCAUCCCUCUUGGCAAGGCUCUCACCUGCUGCACUGUGGAGGUGAGGACCCUAGAUGACCGUCUGCUCAACAUCCCCAUCAAUGACAUCAUCCACCCCAAAUACUUCAAGAAGGUGCCAGGGGAGGGGAUGCCAUUGCCGGAGGACCCCACUAAGAAAGGGGAUCUCUUCAUCUUCUUCGACAUCCAGUUCCCCACCCGCCUCACACCCCAGAAGAAGCAGAUGCUGCGCCAGGCAUUGCUGACAUGACUGUGGUGGGCUGGAGCAGGGGUGAGAGGAGGCUAGCCGGGCCUCACCCCACCCCUACCCGCCACAGCCUCAGGGUGUGCAGGGGAGCCUGCUGCACAGAUAUGAUACAAGGGUGGGAUGGCGCAGGGCUUAAACUGACAUAAUAAAGAUCUAUUUCCUGUCCUCCA
Molecule: messenger RNA, 1755 nt
Organism: Homo sapiens (human)
Lineage: Eukaryota; Metazoa; Chordata; Mammalia; Primates; Hominidae
Gene: DNAJB13
Product: DnaJ heat shock protein family (Hsp40) member B13
Exons: 11
Coding region: 812-1588 (258 amino acids)
Biological process (GO): protein folding; microtubule-based process
Cellular component (GO): sperm flagellum; sperm head-tail coupling apparatus; cytoplasm
Source: RefSeq, a predicted model, not a curated record